AUGAUCUGGACCUCCAUUGUAAGUUCUCUUUUUGAUACAUUAUCCGUCUAAAAACCCGGCCAUUCUCGAACAAAAAUAAAUCAUAGGACACCCGCAACGCCGUCAUCUCGUCGCUUUUGCCAGGCGCCGUCGCGGCCAUCGGCUUCACUCAGGUCGAUCAAGCCGACACCAUCUGGUACAACGUGAGUUCAACUCCAAUCUCUUCAGAGAAAAUAAAUACAAAAAUUUUCAGGCCCUCCGCAAGCCCAACUACGCGGUCAAGGACAUGAGCUGCUGUGCCGUCGGCGACGUUUUGGCCCUCUCGCCACUCGGCUACGCAUCCUACCUUGUUUACAAACAGGCUGGAGGUACAUCACUUGUUUACUCAAAGAUGAAAAUCUAUUUUCAAAACCGAGAAUGAUGCAAAUUUGCAGGUCUCGACACGACUGACGCCAAAAUCGGUCUCGGACUGUACGCCGCCAGUCUUCUCCUGGCUCUUUCCAAGAUCCCAGCCAUCAAGAGCAGGGACCUCAGCAGCGUUAGUUGUUCAACUCACGGAAAAGACUCAAAUUUGUACUUUUUAGUUGUGGAAGAACACGACUCUUGUCCACUUGACCGGCGCUGGAGCCGCCUACUAUUUCUACAAGGUGAGAGAAUUUUCUUCCUUGAGGCGCUGUAAAGUUAUAAAAAAGAAGGAAACAAAAAUUUCAAAAAAGGCGCUUUAGAUUUUCUGGAAAAUUUUAAAAUAAUUUUUCGACAAAAGUUGGAACAUGGUUUUUUUUAUGUGAAUCUUUCAACUUUUUGAAAAUUUUCUUGCUGGGUUUUCAGGUCAUUGUAAGCAUGAAAGUUCGAAAAAAUAUGCUCGAUAAGCUUGAAAAGGUUUUUUUUAAUUAUCGCUUAGACGAGCUUUUUCAAAAACCAAGCUUUGUGUUUUCAAAUGCCAGCAAGAUUUCUAUAAGUUUUUUGAAGACUUCAUGAACUUUUCGAAGUUUUCAAAGAAAAGUUUGCCUUAAAUAUAAAAUUAAAGCUGAAGGUUCUCAAAUUUAACUGAAAAUAUUUGCAGAUCCACAACAACGCGGGACUCUUGCUGCUUCCAUACGUCCUGUGGUCCGGCUACCACGCUCUCGCCUUCUUCGCGAUGAGCCCCGACUCGGAAACUCACCCCAAGAAGGCCUUCUAA
Molecule: messenger RNA, 1159 nt
Organism: Caenorhabditis auriculariae
Lineage: Eukaryota; Metazoa; Nematoda; Chromadorea; Rhabditida; Rhabditidae
Source: the annotation of a GenBank genome assembly